CAACGGCUACUACGAUUGGGCGGACAACCUUAAACCUAUUCGACCUGGUGCAUGCGCAACAGCAGCUCAGUUACAAACAUUAUCGUUCAGUGUGGUUUUUUAUCAUAUCAGCUUCCAAGAAGGAGAGCGAGGCUGUACACAGAUGGCAGGAGAAGAAGGGGCAGACCAGGAAAAGGGAUUUAAACUGUUGGGGAUCCUGGAUGUCCAGAGGAUACCGUGUGCCCGAGACGCCAUUCUGCAUGGAGCCGGAGGCUCAGUAGCUGCUGGCAUGCUUUUCUUUCUUUCCACCAGUCGAGUGAGGCGCUCCUUUGAUGUCGGCUUUGCAGGCUUCAUGCUCACCACUCUCGGGUCUUGGUUUUACUGCAGAAUGAACAACAUUAAGAUACGGGUGCAGCAGAGGGUCAUACAGGAGGGCAUCCGGAACCAAGUAGUGUACGAGGGAACGUCUCUAGACCCGACUAACAAACCCAGAGCAGACGCUCCUUCUGGUUCCUCGUGAUGCCCAGCACCUCAUCUCUAUGGCAGACAGAAUCAAAGCGACACAGCCUGCUGCCUCUGUGGAAAGGUUUUAUUUCUGUUGGCUUGAAAGACUCUCUAAAGUUUCUGCUACAGGGGAAGUGGUCUGUUAAAGCAGAAGUUUUCAAAGUUGCAUUUAUUCAUAAAAACCUUUUCCAAUACAAACAGGAAACUGGUCUUGAAGUUUAAACUGAAUCGACUCCAAUGACAUAUUUAUCUGAGAUGUUCAUUUCUGGAACAAUUAAUAAAAAAUAAAAAUGCAUAGAGGCUUGAGUGCUUGUUGAAGUUUUGAAUCAGAUUUGCUAUAUUAUAAAUGAUUAGAAUUAUUUAAGUGAAGCUCCUUCAAAAUUCUCAUUUAUGGUAAAGUAUGUCUAUUCUUUGUAUUUUGAACAUCUGGUAGUUAGGAGUGACGUCUGGCAGCUGAACAUAAAUGUACAUUAAACUUUAAGGUUUUUCUUUCUAUGGUAACCUAAAUUGUAAAACAGUACUUCAAUGUUACAACCACAUUUUAUGUGGUUGUAACAUAAACAUCUUUUAGUUCACACACACAGUGCACCUUUGUAUUAUUCACUGCUCAAUAGCAGUAUGAUGAAAUGUUAACUAGCCUGUUAGCCAGCAGCAUAGCUGCACUAAAAUUUACUAAGGCUCUUCAUCAGUCACCCGAAUCCCUGGAAGACUCAUUUUGCUUUCAGUAUUUUCCAGAUAAAAGCCAAAUAGCAGCUUGUAACAGCCGUAUUUGUGGUGUCUCUUUAAGAUGCUCUAUUCUAGCUGAUGACGUCACACGUAUGCGCCGUAGCUUCUCUGUGGAGAGCGAGGGAGAAACAUAUUAGUCGGACAUGUUGUUUGGACUCUGUUCAUUUUAUUUAUGUUUUGAUACUACAGCAGCCGUUCAACCGGGCAUUACAAGGUUGUUGAAGAGUGCGUUUAUUAAAGAUAACACUGUGGAAUUCUA
Messenger RNA from Gambusia affinis (western mosquitofish), 1468 nucleotides. RefSeq names its product cytochrome c oxidase assembly protein COX20, mitochondrial. NCBI's taxonomy places the organism in Eukaryota, Metazoa, Chordata, Actinopteri, Cyprinodontiformes, Poeciliidae. Gene Ontology annotation, cellular component: mitochondrial inner membrane; mitochondrion. Gene Ontology annotation, biological process: mitochondrial respiratory chain complex IV assembly. Bases 143 to 499 code for a protein of 118 amino acids. The transcript is spliced from 4 exons. The record is from RefSeq and is a predicted model, not a curated record.